AUGAAAAAUUGGAUGAAGAAAAGAAAAAAUAUAAGAGAAAAAAAGAAACAUAUAAGAGGAUUAUUUCUAAUUUACAAAAAAAAUUAGAAAAUAGAAAUUCUACUAUUAAAGAAUUAGUUGAGCGUUAUGUUUAUUUUAAUGCACAUUUUGGCAAAUCAUUUGAGAUUUGUCAAAGUUUAUAUGAACUAGAUGUUUUAAAUAAAGUUAAUGAAUCAGUUAAUACUGAUUUAGAAGUUUAUCAAAAAGAAGAAGAAAAAGUUCAACAAGAAAAAGUUAUUUAUCAACAAGAAGAAGAAACUGAUGAUGAAUUAGAUUUUGAUCCAGAUGAAGAAUGGUUAAAAUAUUUAGAAACUGAUAAAUAUUA
Molecule: messenger RNA, 364 nt
Organism: Racocetra persica
Lineage: Eukaryota; Fungi; Glomeromycota; Glomeromycetes; Diversisporales; Gigasporaceae
Source: the annotation of a GenBank genome assembly